Messenger RNA from Cercospora beticola, 2208 nucleotides. RefSeq lists its product as uncharacterized. Gene Ontology annotation, molecular function: catalytic activity. Lineage: Eukaryota; Fungi; Ascomycota; Dothideomycetes; Mycosphaerellales; Mycosphaerellaceae. Gene Ontology annotation, biological process: biosynthetic process. The record is from RefSeq and is a predicted model, not a curated record.
AUGAUCUCCGCUGCAGGACUCAGUGGACCUGAUCUCAUCAUCUGUCCCUUCUUGACGACGCUGGUUCCCAAACAAAUAUACGAGCAAUACAUGACUCUGAUUAUAGUAAGCUGCACUCACCUCCUUCCAAAGAACCACGGUCGGCUAACGACAGGAAAGCAUCCCGGUCCGCCUGGCGAUGUCGGUCCAAGUGCACUGGACUGGGUCCUCCUGGGUGAUGACGGAUCUGUCGACGACUCCAGCGCUUUACUCAAGAAGCUUGAUCAGGAAGAUGUCAGUCCUGGUCGAUCGCAUUGGGGCCUAACGGUUCUCCAAGCUAUUGAAGAGUUCGACGCAGGACCCGUGUGGGCAUUCGAACAAUUCAACAUCGACAUCGAUCAGCCAGGAUUGACCAAGUCCGAGCUGUAUCGUGGCCUGAUAACACAGUCCGCCAUCACUGCAACGCUGGCUGCUAUCAGUCGAAUUCAAGCUGCGGCGAACUUAGUCGGAGCUGACGAUGGCCUUGUCACUGGAAGCAUUAGCCCGCUGCUUCGUGCCAGUGUCACAUUUGGUAUCGUAUCGGUCACUGAUGCGCUGCCCUUCCAAGGAGGCAAGCUUCACCACCGACCGCUGCUCAAGGCCGCCCAACGAGAUUUCGAUAUCGCCAAGCACAACUCUCAACAGAUCUCCCGCCGCAUCCGAUGCGGAGACUCACAGCCUGGAGUGCUGAGCAAUGUCUUCGGCCAAAACCUCUACGUCUACGGCGGCAUGAUCGAUGACAAUGCCGAGUCCCGUACUCCAAUCAAGCUGUCUGGACUAAUCACUCCCAUAAUCGGUUUUCGCAACGAAGCAGUUUGUCUCUCCACUUGUGAUGGCAAAGGCAUUUGGAUCACUCAUGUUCGACGCAUGAAAACGAAGGUGGAUAAAGCGUUGUGGCCCAAGGUUCCGGCCAUCUUUGGUCUUCUGCAGCUCGGGCUUAUAGCGACUGAGGAUGUCUUGUCAUACACCUGGGCCCCGCCAGCGGACUGGCGUUUGUCGAUAACGAAGACAUUCCAAGAGGUGUGGGUCGACUUCGAGGUCGAUGAAGAUCUCCGAAGGACAGCAUAUGUCUACUUCAAUUUCUACAAUGGAGCCAUGUCAACAGCCCAGUGCUCCCACCUUAUUGAAGCUCUCGACUACAUCCUGUCUCAAGCGUCGGCCACCGUCCCUAUCACAGCAGUGGUCAUGAUGGGCGGAUCUUAUUUCUCGAAUGGCAUCGCUCUCAACGUCAUCGAAGCUGCCACUGAUCCAGCCCUCGAGUCCUGGCAAAACAUCAACCGUAUCGAUGAUGUUGUCUACUAUCUUCUGCACGAGUUCCCAGCUCGGGGAAUCGUCACUGUUGCCGCUGUGCGCGGUAAUGCAGCCGCAGGGGGUGUAGCGCUAGCGACAGCGUGCGACAUUGUCGUCGCUGGGCAAAGUGUCGUACUCAACCCUGCCUACCGCGGUGUCGGUCUGUUUGGUAGCGAAUAUCAUACGCUAUCAUACUUCGGCCGGUGCGGCCAAGUCAACGCAAAGAAGAUCCUCACUUCCAUGACACCACUCAGUCCACUACAAGCACAGUCCAUCGGACUGGUCGACUACGUCUUCCCAGGCAGUGGCGCUGUUCUCGACGACUACAUCCGGAGCCACAUCGCCUACCUUCUGCGACCAGGCAUCAUCAAGCGCGGACACUGGAAGAACAAUGUCGACCUCUCGCCCGCAUCGCUCGCUCAAGCUCGUGCCCACGAACUCGGCGAAAUGAGUCUCGACUUCUGGUCCUCGCGAUCAGCUCGAUACCACGCCCGCCGCUUCGCCUUCGUCCGCAAACUCAAACCCACUCACACUCCACUACGCUUCGCCAAACAUCGUCGCGCUCUAGAUGAGAGUCGUCGUGAUGAAGAAGAAACCGAGAAUUUCGACAGCGUAGAGUACUACCGCAAACUAGCAGAGGAGAAACUCGUUGCUAGUCUUCGACAGGCUUUGACUAUCGAAGUCGGGCAUGCUCUGGCUCAACGGGAAGCACAACCUGUGCGACAUGACUCUGUCGUCUCUUCGAUCCCUGGAAUCGAAAUCAUCGAGAGUGAGAAGGAGCGGAAGAAGAUGGAACCGAUCUUCUCGUGCUAUUAUAAAGCUCCAUCUGAACAGCUUACUCCACCCGAGAGCCCGCUGAGUCCGGGACAGAUUGUUGAUAAAGUGACUUCUGCAUUCUAG